AUGGGACCACCUAAAGGGUCGAACAAGCCCAUUGAGUCCCAGGGCCAUGUGUUACAUGAUCUCAACAUAGCCCUUAUUGUCAUCACUACCGUCAUUAUGAUUCUACGACUGCAUGCCCGAGGAUGGAUGAUCAAGGCAAUAGGACUGGACGAUCUCAUAGCUAUUACCGCUUUUGGCUUUGUUAUUGCCUUGUCGGCUUUGGAAAUUAUCGCAGUCCACUAUGGAUCAGGGACGCCGAUAGACCAGCUUUCUAACGAGCAGAUUAUUGCCUUCUAUUCGAUAAUACCUAUCAACGAACUCAUCUCUAUCCUUAGCUGUGGCAUUGUUCGCCUAUCUAUUCUAACGUUCCUGCCCCGUCUGAGUAGAGACCGCAUUUAUAUGCGAUGUAUCUGGGGCGUGGGGUUCGUUAUCGUUACUAUCACCUCAAUCGCCUUCUUCUUUAUUUUAACUCAAUGCCGACCUAUUAUAGAACUUUUUAAAGCUGCUAAGCCCAAUCGUAACUGCAUCAGCUAUAAAGAACACAUCCAUAUGAUAUGGGCACACUCGAUUGUGGGCGUCUUUAUAGAUCUGGCUCUCUUCAGCCUCCCCAUUUGGAUCAUCCGCACCAAGCUGACCUUGAGCCACAACUCUCUUCAGGUUAUGCUUAUCUUUUGUAUUAGUCUCUUUACUAUUAUUACCGGAAUCAUCCGACUUGGCUUUCUAGUCACCACCGACUUUACUACCGACUCUACUUAUAAGAUGAUCCGUAUCGGCUCCUGGGGCACCCUCGAAAGUCAUGUUGGCCUCUGGUGCGGCUGCUUCCCAGCCCUCCAACCUUUGCUCCGCCUCAUCUCGUAUAAGCUCGGUUUCCGUAGCCGCCUCGAGAGCUCUAACAAGACGGCACCGUACACGAAUAACGGCCCCCAGCAGGCUAGCGCGAUCGACCACGAGAGGGAUGGCAGGAUCGGCCAGGUUACAGUGUCGGCGGGGGAUUCGACGACCGAGUUUGUGAUGCUCGAGCAUGUGGACCAGGGCAUCCAUAUACAUACAGAUACGGUGGUGCAAGUAGAGGAGGGAACGCAUGUGAGAGAGCGACACGAGGUCAAGACUGCGGCAUGGGAUGCUAUCUAG
Ilyonectria robusta is the source of this 1110-nucleotide messenger RNA. RefSeq lists its product as uncharacterized. Lineage: Eukaryota; Fungi; Ascomycota; Sordariomycetes; Hypocreales; Nectriaceae. The coding region runs from base 1 to 1110 and encodes 369 amino acids. The record is from RefSeq and is a predicted model, not a curated record. The transcript has 6 exons.